UUCUCUCUCAUCUCUCAUUUCCAUUUUCCUUCUCGUUCUCUCUACAAAGUUGAAGAAGAAGAAGAAGCUUCAGCAAUGGCCGCAGCUGCCGCUGAUCAGAUCUCCAAGCUCAAAUCUGAGGUCGCCGCUCUCAGCCAGAUCAGCGAGAAUGAGAAGAACGGAUUCAUCAACCUCGUCUCUCGCUAUCUCAGUGGAACGGAAGCGACGCAUGUGGAUUGGAGUAAGAUCCAGACUCCUACUGAGGAGGUUGUGGUUCCUUAUGACUCCUUAGCACCUACUCCCGAAGAUCCUGCUGAAACCAAGAAGCUUCUGGACAAACUUGUUGUGCUGAAGCUUAAUGGAGGUCUUGGAACAACAAUGGGUUGUACUGGUCCCAAGUCAGUCAUUGAAGUUCGAAAUGGGUUGACAUUUCUGGACUUGAUUGUCAUCCAGAUUGAGACUCUCAAUAACAAAUAUGGAUGCAAUGUUCCUCUGCUUUUAAUGAACUCAUUCAACACUCAUGACGACACAUUUAAGAUCGUUGAGAGAUACACCAAGUCAAAUGUUCAAAUUCAUACUUUUAACCAGAGUCAGUAUCCUCGUUUGGUUGUUGAAGAUAAUUCGCCACUUCCAUCCAAAGGACAGACUGGCAAGGAUGGAUGGUAUCCACCCGGCCAUGGUGAUGUGUUCCCAUCCUUAAGAAACAGUGGUAAACUGGAUAUGUUGUUGUCACAGGGAAAGGAGUACGUGUUUGUUUCUAACUCGGACAACUUGGGUGCUGUUGUGGACUUGAAAAUUUUGAAUCAUUUGGUCCAGAAAAAGAAUGAGUACUGCAUGGAGGUGACACCAAAAACAUUGGCCGAUGUGAAGGGUGGCACUCUAAUCUCUUAUGAGGGAAGGACUCAGCUCCUGGAAAUCGCUCAAGUCCAUGAUCAACAUGUCAAUGAAUUCAAGUCAAUAGAGAAGUUCAAAAUUUUCAACACAAAUAAUUUGUGGGUGAACUUGAGCGCGAUUAAACGUCUUGUGGAAGCUGAUGCACUUAAGAUGGAGAUUAUCCCAAACCCAAAGGAAGUGGAAGGAAUCAAAGUUAUGCAGCUAGAAACUGCAGCGGGUGCGGCAAUCAGGUUCUUUAAUCAUGCUAUUGGUAUCAAUGUACCCCGGUCUCGGUUCCUCCCUGUGAAGGCAACUUCAGAUUUGCUUCUUGUUCAGUCUGACCUCUAUACUGUACAAGAUGGCUCUGUUACCCGUAACCCAGCAAGGAAAAAUCCUGCAAAUCCUUCUAUUGAACUUGGGCCUGAGUUUAAGAAGGUUGCCAAUUUCUUGAGUCGGUUCAAGUCAAUCCCCAGCAUCAUUGAGCUUGAUAGCCUUAAGGUGUCUGGUGAUGUGUGGUUCGGUGCUGACAUUGUUCUCAAGGGCAAAGUAGCUAUCACAGCGAAACCUGGGGUGAAGUUGGAAAUUCCUGACAAAGCUGUGCUGGAGAACAAGGAUAUCAAUGGUCCUGAGGAUCUCUAAGUUUCUUGCCGUGAAAUAUACUGGAUGACAUGUUGAUGUGAUCGAGAACCAUGGUCAUAAGCCAUGCUUGUCUAGUAUGAUAGGAUAAUAAAUGUGUGUUUUUUUUUUGUUAUAACUUUCAAGCUUGCUAUGGUUAAUCCUUUUGUGUAUGAAUGAAAAAUUGAUGCCAAAGGUAGAGCAUAAAGUUUUUGUU
Fragaria vesca subsp. vesca is the source of this 1684-nucleotide messenger RNA. Its product is annotated as UTP--glucose-1-phosphate uridylyltransferase-like. The coding region runs from base 76 to 1491 and encodes 471 amino acids. Lineage: Eukaryota; Viridiplantae; Streptophyta; Magnoliopsida; Rosales; Rosaceae. Gene Ontology annotation, cellular component: cytoplasm. The record is from RefSeq and is a predicted model, not a curated record. Gene Ontology annotation, biological process: glycogen metabolic process; UDP-alpha-D-glucose metabolic process. Gene Ontology annotation, molecular function: UTP:glucose-1-phosphate uridylyltransferase activity. The transcript is spliced from 21 exons.